AUGAUUCGACGUGUCCCUCAAGAUCCCAUUGAUGAUAUCACCCAGGGGUCGAAAUACCACUUCUUCGAGCUCUUCAGACUUGGCGGGUUCGAUGUCAAAGCCCUUCCAUUGUUGAGCUGCUACUCCAUCAAUAACAGCUCCAUUUCGAGUGAUAAUUCCAUCUUCCUCCAAUUUUGCACGUACUCGAGCGACUUCUUCUUGAGAAACACUUGUUUUGAGACGAUUGAAUGGAAGCUUGAGGACCUUUUUCAAGUUACGGAGAACAGCGGUGCGGGACAGGUUAAGGUCUCCCGUACAGUGAUCGCUCUGCGUAGUACGGCGGGCGACAAUGGAAUUUGUGGGGAUGUCUUGGGAUCAACUGUCGUGGCGGACGUUGGACUCUUCUACCAGGAGGACAUCGUGCAAAGGACAGGAUCUCCAAAUUCCUACGGAAUUGUUCUAAGAUGCUGGCACGAUGCGGAAGAACUCCCACCUCCGCAUUCUUUCAUGGACCCACUCAUGCGCCCGCUGGAACCAGGCGAAGUCGGUGUAUCGUUCUUUCCAAACGGCGUCCGCGAGAUCCUCCCAGAGUCUGAAUUCGUCCUGGUCGAUCGCACAUUCCAGGCAGGAGAUUAUUGCAAACGCAGUGUCGAUGAUGUCCGCUCGGGUGUCGUUACUGCUAUUGAAGUAAUGGCACGCCUCGUUCACGCUGUCAGUGGGGCGUCUGUCGAAGGCUGGAAGAGUACGUGUGAUCUUGAACAUUCUAUGGACGUCGACAUUGGUGAUUAUGUCGUCUAUAACGAUUGGGUUGGUCAGCUAUUUGAUGAAAAUAUAGUAGAAAUGUCUGGCGGUCAGCUGGUUCGACUUCCUGAACUUAGUUCUCGAUUAACUGUGGGCGACAAGGGCAGUGAUAUUCUGCCACCUCCAACAGCGAGCUUACAAAGCAUAUUCAGUUUUGCUAUGGGUACAAAUCGGCCCAGUAAUCUCGAUACAGUCGUGCAAGUGAAACAUACAGUACUUGCGGUCUGCUGGCUGGCGGUUAACCAGAGUGUACGUAUCCAGCCGAUCUUUUACCUCGACCCUGAAGUAGCAGAAGCCCAAAGUCGACCUGAUCGUUUUUGGCACGGAGAGAGUCUUUCGAAGCUUAUGAUCAUCCGGACGAGAACCGAUGACAUACGUGUGGGUGACAAAGUCUUUCUGAAGAACGAUGAAGGGGUUUCUGUUACUACACAUGGUCAGAGUUCAGAUCCAGCUGGUAUCGUGACUGUUCGGACGCUUGCCGUAAAAGAAACUAGGACGAGGGUCACAGUUCUUUGGCAGGAUGGGACGGCGGAAACUAUUCAAUCGACAGCGCUCAUUCCAUACAUGAACCCCGAUGAAUACGACUGCUGGCCUGGUGACCACGUGUUGUGGAGAAACGAAGAUCAGAAACGAACAGCUGUUGUUCAGUCGGUGAAUGCUGCGGACAGAAUUGCCACAAUACGCUUUACGGAUACCGGUACUACUGAACUAGCGUCUGUCCUUGAACUUGACCCUAAUGGGAUGAGUGACCUAUCGCUGGUUACCGCCCACCCUCAUAUUCAUGGUCUCGGCGUUCGGCGAGGGGAUUCAGUGUUCAUACAUAAAGAGGGAUCCACUAAUAGUGUCGAAAGUCCGAGGGUACCGAGGAUAGGAGAAAUUGAACACUGGGUUCGCGAACUUCCAGUAUCAUCCGACGGACAACUGGGCGGCUGGAGGCGCGAGAUGUCUGAUAUUGGCGCCCGCAUAGCAACUGAUCGUAUGUCGGGUGAUCCUCCCGAAAGCCGUGUCCAGCAGCCUCCGAUGGACGACACUCUGUCGUGGUUUGGAGAGGUGACGGGGCUCAGGUUGGAUGGGUCUGUGGAAGUCACACAUCCCAAUAUGAAGAUGUCCGUGUAUCCUCUCGAGCGCUUGACAAAAUUGUAUGAUAGCCUGGAACAAUUCGAAGAUGAUGCCUGGGAUGAUGAGAUGUCGGAGGAUCAAGAGUCCGUCGAAGAAGGAGGCGGUGUCUGGUUCAAGGAAGAAGAUGGCGUCUGGAAAAUCGCCGAUCAGGGAGGUGAUGGAGAUGAGUGGGUGGAAACUGAUGAUGAAGAUAGCUCUAUGGAUGUUGACCCUCCAUCAUGGCAUGAACCUAUCGCUACCGCACAGCCCGUCAAUGGUAUCAACGGCCACCCUCCACCACAAAUCACCACGAUCUCAGUCGACUCAUCUAACUCGGCUGACUCCACAACAGCCUCUCCUGCGUCGUCUUCAGCUACAAGGAUUCUAUCCCCGGAUGUAGUUCCAAAAAAUAUAGUGGCGGACGAAAACGGCGAAGAGAAUGAAGAGAUGUCUGAUGGUCAGACCCCUUGGAAACAGUUUGAGAUGUUAUCAUCUGCGCCUCCCGAUCAUGCCUUCUACGGCAGCGUCCCUGCUCAACCAUCCAAGGCUUUCCUUGGACGGCUCCAGAAGGAAUAUCGUGCUUUAUCAAGCAGCUUACCAGAUUCAAUCAUUGUCCGUGCAUACGAGGACCGUACAGACCUUUUGCGGUGUCUGAUUAUUGGACCCGAGAAUACUCCUUACGAGGAUGCACCUUUCGUCAUCGAUUGGAUGCUUGAUGCGGGUUUCCCACAUAGUCCACCUAUAGCACAUUUCUGGAGCUGGACAAAUGGGAAUGGACGCGUCAAUCCAAAUCUAUACGAAGAAGGCAAAGUCUGCUUAUCCAUCCUGGGCACUUGGGCUGGCGAUAGGAACGAGACAUGGAGUGCGGCGCGCUCGUCCUUGCUUCAAGCAUUUGUGUCCAUUCAAGGACUAGUCCUUGUAAAAGAGCCAUGGUUUUGCGAGCCUGCCUACGAGAAGCUGAGAGGUACUGAAGAAGGGCAUGUGAAUAGUCGUUUAUAUAACGAGAAAGCGUAUGUGCUUUCUCGUGGCUUUGUCAGACGGGCCCUGGAGAUUCCUCUGGGUGGUUUGGAAUCUGAGGUGAACUGGAUGUACUAUACGAACGGGAAACUGGCGAAGGUUUUGUCCCACUCCCAUGCACUGAUCGAGAAGAGCAAAGCAAACCCGGAAAGUCUUGAUCUAGACCUGGAUCUUGCUGUUCCAAGGCUAACAGCAGGAGGUAUAUUAACGUUGGAGCGAACACUAGCGAAACUACAAGCUCUUUCUCAAGGACGGACUUUGAAAUAGGAGCGUACACAUGGAUUACAUUUCUUUCUACAUCUCGUCUUGUCUGUUAUAUUUUCUCAAAAAUUGGAAUUAUUGGAAUUGUAUCAUUGUAGAUUUUCUUUGCGGUAAACAAUUAUU
Molecule: messenger RNA, 3279 nt
Organism: Serpula lacrymans var. lacrymans S7.9
Lineage: Eukaryota; Fungi; Basidiomycota; Agaricomycetes; Boletales; Serpulaceae
Exons: 13
Coding region: 1-3162 (1053 amino acids)
Source: RefSeq, a predicted model, not a curated record